Syngnathoides biaculeatus (alligator pipefish) is the source of this 2355-nucleotide messenger RNA. RefSeq names its product cone-rod homeobox (gene crx). Gene Ontology annotation, biological process: multicellular organism development; regulation of transcription by RNA polymerase II. Gene Ontology annotation, cellular component: nucleus. The transcript has 3 exons. The coding region runs from base 99 to 986 and encodes 295 amino acids. NCBI's taxonomy places the organism in Eukaryota, Metazoa, Chordata, Actinopteri, Syngnathiformes, Syngnathidae. Gene Ontology annotation, molecular function: RNA polymerase II cis-regulatory region sequence-specific DNA binding; DNA-binding transcription factor activity, RNA polymerase II-specific. The record is from RefSeq and is a predicted model, not a curated record.
CUACCCCUCUCCUAAAAUUCGGAGUCACGGGGGAGUGACUUAGUGGCAAUUGUCGCCGAGGUUGUUGCGUUGCGUGGAUCGCCGGGAUUGCAGCGAAGAUGAUGUCCUACAUAAAACAACCCCACUACACCAUGAACGGCUUAAAUUUGCCCGGCCCGGGGAUGGACGUGCUGCACACAACUGUCGCUUAUCCGUCCACACCCAGGAAGCAGCGAAGGGAACGGACCACCUUCACGAGAACGCAGCUGGACAUCCUGGAGGCCCUCUUCUCCAAAACCCGCUACCCGGACAUCUUCAUGAGGGAGGAAGUGGCCCUCAAAAUCAACCUGCCAGAGUCACGUGUGCAGGUGUGGUUUAAGAACCGACGCGCCAAGUGCCGUCAGCAGCAGCAACAGAGCAGUGGCCAGUCCAAACCUCGCCCCCCAAAGAAGAAGGCUUCCCCAGCGCAGGAGCCCAGCGCCCCCGAUCCCGUUUCAAACCCUUCCGGCUCGUUCAGCCCCUCGCCAGCCCAGUCGGGCGCCGGUCUGGUACAGAGCUCCAGUACCGGAAACACGGCCGUGUCCAUCUGGAGCCCGGCCAUCUCCCCCCUCCCUGACCCCCUGGCCUCCUCCACAGCUCCCUGCAUGCAGCGGCCCUCACCUUACCCGAUGAGCUACGGCCAGCCGUCGGCGUACGCCCAAGGAUACGCCAGCACCACCUCCUAUUUUACAGGCCUGGACUGCGGCGCAUACCUGUCCCCCAUGCACUCGCAGCUGUCGGGCACCGGGGGCGCUCUCAGCCCCAUCACCGUGCCCUCCAUGGGGGGCUCCCUCAGCCAGUCGCCCGCCUCGCUGUCUUCACAAGGCUACAGCACCGCCUCCUCCCUGGGCUUCACCUCGGUGGACUGCCUGGACUACAAGGACCAGCAGGCCUGGAAACUGGGAUUCACUACGAUGGACUGCCUGGAUCACAAGGACCAAAACUCCUGGAAGUUCCAGGUCCUCUAGAGAGAGUCACAGGGCUGCGUCGAAGUUGAUUAGUGUCAGGCGUGCUAUGGACGCUCUUUUUUUUUGUUGUUGUUGCUAUUGUUGUUUCUUCAAAGAGUUAUUGACGUUGUCAAAUGUUUGACAACUGCCAGUCAUUGAAAUGCUCAAAUCAGUGAAAUGAUUUGAUUUUCAAAAGGAAACUCGGUGCAUUUUCCAUGAUUGAUCAAAUUUUAUGCAAAUGACCCUUAAAGAGUUUCUAGGAAACAGAGCUCCACGUGUAAAAAAAAAAGAAAACACUGAGAGCCCCUCCCCCCAUCUUCUCGUACUUUCCACGACGACUGGUGAUCUGAAAACGUCUCGACUUUCAAGUUUUCUUUUGGAUUUGUUUCUUUCGUUCUAUGUCAUUUGUUCGCAUCUAUGUAUUCUCGAGCGUGCGUAUUCAGUUCCACAGUGUUUGCGUUUAGUGUCGUCAUCCGAUGCAGUUUGACGGAUGACAAUUAGGACCUUGUUUUUAGUUGCGUGUCAUAUUAAAGUGGUCUAUUCUGUUUCACUGAUACUAUUUAUUUUGCCGAGUCUCUGAGUUGAUUCCAGAUAUAGCUCGAGGUCAGUCAGUAAGAACACAUGGCUGAGUGAUCCUGUUCCGCUCAGGUCCAAAGCGUCACGUUCGUCACUUCCUUGGUUCGUCUUGGGUUAUUUUAGUUGAUCUGAUUCUGGCAGCGUCCCGAUCCUCUUAGCCUCUCUCCGGCUAUGUCCUAAGUGAAUUAGUUGGGAUUAUUGGCCCAUCCUCCUCUCUUUCUGUCUCUCACCCAUCGCCGUCGUUCCUUCUUUCUUUUUGGUUCUCAUCCGUGUGCCCUUUAUUCUAUCGGCAUGCAAAGGAGCACGCGACGCUAGGUUGACGGCCCUUGAAAAAGCAAUUGUCGACGGGGGGUGCGGUUGUGGGGUGGCCAAAAAUGCCCCGUGAGGAGGUCCCGCCCGCGCCGCUGCUUCCGUAACAGGAUGACUUUCAUGCGUUCCAGAAAACAAAAUUCCUUUUUACGAAGGCCCACACGUUUGGAAAAUAUCGCUCUUCUUCCAUCCCAUGCCGCACUGCUCCUCUGACAAAUUCGUAAUCCCGACAUGACCUGAUUACUGCCACGCGAGCGUCGAAUAUACCCAACAACGUCUCUUACAUGUUGAUAACAACCAGCCGUCCAAAUCCUGCAGUUGUAGCCAUCCUGUGACCCGUAUUGCACUCAAUUUGACGUGUUUCAUUGAUUUUGGAUUUCAUUUUAUCGUUUAGACGCGUGGAGGAGUUCUUGAUUUCAUUUGUGGAUUGAAGAAAUCCAUCCAUCUAUUUUCCGUACCGCUUAGCCUCACUGAGGUCACGGGUUAUGCUGGAGCCAAGGUAUGA